CAGAGCUCAGCGUCUCCUCCGGGUGUGUCUCUCCAGGCGCUCCAGUGUAGCUCGUCUUGGAUAAACUCUCAUUAACGCAGGGGGGACUGGGAUUCAGCUGUCCACCCCCCAGCUCCAUCUCAUGCUGCGGAGCACACGAGUCGGUUAACUUUUUCCUGUCCACUCUGGCACUGCUCUGCUGCGGAGUUGGUCUCUUUGGUGAUGCCUCCAGACUGGAACUGCUCCGGGACGCACCUGAACCCGACAUCAGGUUCCACAGUCCUACGCGACCAUAGACUCGGUGAAAGCUGUUUUCGUGACAAACGAAGGUAAACUGAACUUUUCGUGUCAGGAUUUUUCAGGAGACCAGAGAUGGACGGAUCGUUUGAGUUCCCACGGUUUCAUCUCACGGGUUAGACGGAACCACACGAUGCUGCUUCCAUUCCUGAGGUUUCUGUGUUUGUGGCUGUGUAGCGAGGCCGUGGCGAGUCAGCUCCACGGGCACAAAACAAAGACGACUUUCAGUCCUCAUUAUGAAUCCACCACCGCUGACAGGAAUGCGCAGAGCCGGGCAUGGCGCACUGUGAGCUCGGUGCACAGCGAGGGGACGCGAGUUGCGAGUGCGCAGGUUUCGUGGCUGGAGGCUGUAGACAGGUCGUUCUCUGAGCUUCGGGGGACAGAGGUACACUGGCGCUCUGUGCGUAAAAGUGACCCGCAAAAUGGAGUCAGACCUGUACCCAGAGAUGAAGCUUUACGCGCGGACGGAAACAAUAUCGGUGGACCGCGGAGAAGUGAAUGCAAGUCAGGAGAACUUGAGAAACAAACCCGGCAUGGACUCAUCUGCAUCCCUGCGAGUACCGGACACAACCGGCGGCAGAUGCGGAGCUCAGACCCCGGCAGUGAGAAGCCAACCGAGCCGCUGCAGCAUGAAGCCGCGGGCGCAUGGGAGGCUCUGCCCGUGGCCAUGGCGCAAGAGCAGGAGGCCGAGGCGCCUUUUGGACUAAACACCAGCGACUAUGAGGAGGAAGAGUACUCUCUGCCGGACAUUCCCGACCCCACGCCAUUCGUGCCGGUGAACCCGCGGACCAGGCGCAAGCAUCUGAGGAAUCCGUUCUUCCCGGUCACCGCGGAGUCCUACGGCGCGUACGUGGUCAUGAUCCUCGCCGUAGUUAUCUUCAGCGUGGGCAUCAUCGGGAACGUGUCGGUCAUGUGCAUCGUGUGCCACAACUACUACAUGAGGAGCAUCUCCAACUCGCUGCUGGCCAACCUCGCGCUGUGGGACUUCGUCAUCAUCUUCUUCUGCCUGCCGCUCGUGGUGUUUCACGAGCUCACCAAGAACUGGCUGCUGGGAGAGUUCUCGUGCAGGAUCAUCCCGUACCUGGAGGUGGCAUCUCUCGGGGUCACGACUUUCACGCUGUGCGCCCUGUGCAUCGAUCGGUUCCGAGCCGCCACCAAUGUGCAGAUGUACUAUGAGAUGAUUGAGAACUGGGCGUCCACCACAGCCAAGCUGGCCGUCAUAUGGGUGGGCGCUCUGCUGCUGGCUUUACCCGAGCUGCUAAUUCGUCAGCUGGUCACUGAGGAAGGCGAUCCUCCCGACGUGACACCGUGCGAACGCUGCGUGGUCCGGAUCUCCACCGAGCUCCCAGAUACACUCUACGUCCUGGGUCUCACCUAUGAUGGUGCACGACUCUGGUGGUACUUUGGAUGCUACUUCUGUCUGCCAACGCUGUUCACCAUCUGCAGCUCGCUCCUCACUGCUCGCAAGAUCCGCCACGCCGAGCGGGCCUGCAUCCGCGGCAGCAAGAAACAGAUCCAGCUUGAAAGCCAGAUGAACUGCACUGUGGUGGCGUUGGCCAUCCUCUACGGCUUCUGCAUCAUCCCGGAGAAUAUCUGCAACAUCAUCAGCGUUUACAUGGCGGCUAGCGUUCCCAGGAGAGCCCUAGACAUCCUGCAUCUGGUCAGCCAGCUGCUGCUCUUCUGUAAGUCAGCUGUGACACCGGUGCUACUGUUCUUCCUCUGCCAGCCGUUUACCAAAGCCUUCCUGGACUGUUGCUGCUGCUGCUGUGCUGAGUGCGGCUCGCCCCGAGCCACCGGCACUAGCGACACCGAACAUGAGUGCAACACCACCGAGCUGGAGCUCUCACCGUUCAGCACAAUCCGCAGGGAGGCGUCAACUUCCACUAGCUAUGCAGCUGUGGGGACACACUGCUGAGGACAAAGGUCAAAGAUCAGCAGUGUUAAGUGGAGCUGUUUCUGGAACAUUCUGUGAUCUGAUUAAGGCUUUGAUUGGUGGAUGUGUUGACCUAUCAGGUUUCAGAUUUCUGGUAUGGACCCCCAAUUUUCACAUUUCAUUGACAUACAGAAGACAUUGCCUGUCCACUCACUGUUUACAGAAUUUAUAUGAGAGAAACACAGUAUUAAUUCAUAGCAUUUAUUUGUUUAGUUGUUUGAUUAACUCCCAUGUAUUUUUACUCAAUCUGCACUCAUUGUUUUUUGUUAGUAGUCACUGUUUUGUUGGACACUGAUCAUUUAUUCUGUCCCAUGUUUUUAGUUCAUGUGUUGGACAUGUCUCAACAGUUUCCCUGGAAAAAUGGAAAUUAUUUGAGUUAUUUUAGUUAGUUGUAUUGAAUUUAUAAGCCGCUGUUGCUCCAUGUAAUUUAUUUUUCACUCCUGUUAUGAAUACCCUAAAACUUUCUGUUCUACAAUAGCAAUUACUUUAAGUCGAUUCAUUGGGUAUGUACAAAUCAAACACUAUGAACUGCAGCGUUCUUUUCAGGAAACAUUAGGAAAAUAAAAUAGGUGAUAUAUAAUAAAGUGUUAUCUUUGAUUGUUGUAUUGGAAAGACAGCUGCUCUCAGCAUCUGUAGCUGCUUAUAAUCUGUUUUGUCCCUGUGUGAGUUGUUUCAGUGGGAUGAACAGUAACAGAAAUGUCUGUAGAUGCUGUGUUGUGUUAGCUGAUGUUCCUGUGAAUCAGGCCUUUGUGAGUAAUCAGUUCUUCACAGAAAACUGCUCUUCACUUAGUCUGUAAUGUGACAGGUAUGUUUGCCACUUGAAAAGUGUCACUUGGAUUAAAAGAUAUAUAGUAGUUUUUUAACCCUUGAGUGCCUUUUAAAGAGUUAAAUUAUGACGGCAGAAACAAAACAGUACUGUCACUUUUUUCAACAACUCAAAUUUGAAAGAAUUUUAACUAACAUGUAAGUUGUUACACACAGACAAGACAUGUAACUCAUACAUUGCUGUACAAGCUGCUACUUUUCAGAUGAAGUUUUUACAUGCACAGGCUUCUAUCUUUUGACUUAUUGUAAAAAGAAGUACAUAUAGGGACUAAUUAUACAUUUUCAUGCUGCUACAGGCCACGGAUCUGAGACCCAUAAAGGUCAAUCGGAAAAAAAUAUGUUUUGAGUUUCACUCCCAGAACGUACAAUAGCUCUGUCUGUUAUUGUCUAACAGCAGGCACUAAAAUCAUGCUGCUGUGACCAGAGGCUACAGCACAGCAACUAUGGACAGUUUGAUGCUACGAGCCACCAGAAGUGGAGCCAGAAAUGUAAAGUUUAUCCUGAAGUUUAGCAAAACUAAUUUUGGUCAGGUCCUUUUUGCUGGUAGAAGAUGAGGAGGAAACAUAUGAACCCCAAAAAAGCAGACAGUUGAUGUUGCUGUCCAUCCAGAGGACACAGCCGCCAUUGUUUGUUCAGUUCAGAUCCAACACAACAUGUUACAGUCAGUCCUACUAACAACUGAACCUCCACCAGGCAGCUAUUGUCGAUGAAAGAACAUCAUUAAUAUUUUUUAAUGUGUGUUUCUUUCUCAGAUAAAAAAAAAAUCAUCGGAACAAACAAUACUUAUUCUAAUGUCAGUUUAUCUGCAGAGUCAAGCUCGGCACCACUCUCAGCUGUCUUGUCUCUCGCCAUCGUUUCGUCAUCACCGUCGCCGCCCAGCCGGGAGAAUACAGCGCCCCAUUGUACUUGUCCACCGUUGUCUUGACGACAGAGGGAGUCUUCCUCUCAGCUGGCCGCCUCGGUGAACAGAGCCACAGUACCACAGACAGACAAACAGACAGCCCGUCCAGGCUGCGUUAUUCAGAGAGGAGUUGUCACUGAUGGUUUCUGGUCUGAACCAGUGAAGUCUGGACUGUGAACAGCUUCUCUGUGGUUUAAAUAAAUGUGCAGCAGCUCAGACUGUGUGCUCACAGGUAGAGGACGAGGCUGACUUCCACUUUCACAGGUUUCUGUACAAGUGUGCACAUGUUUCUGGUGGAACUGCUUUUAGCUCAACACAUUCUUACAGUGAAUGGGUUGAACCACUAGUGUUGACUUGCACACUGGGCAUGAAAACAAUGUUAGGGUGUGUGCAAUACUUCUAACAGUAAUACAAAUCCAUGCUAUCCAAGGGCAAUUCACCAAUAUUUGAUAUAUAGCAUAUAUGACAUUGAAACGAUAGACUGUAUAUAAAGAUGGAGGACAUGACGGCUCCCAAAGGUGAAGCCAAUACAUCUUGAUCUCCCCCUGGUGUCUGGUUGCAGUAUCGAUCAUAAACCUCCGCCUCCUCUGUCUUCGUCAAAGAUGGUUGCCGUCAUUUAAUAAGGUAGUUCUCAUCACACUAUUCAUAGCUUUCCAGUCUUUGGAUGGUGAAGUAACAUUAAUGUCUAAUUGUAUUCGAACCAGGAUCACCCAGAGGACUUGUUGUAUUAACCACAUUCUAGUCUAAUCUCCAGUUUGGCACUGAGUUGCUCUCUGGCACCCAACUUGCAUGUUCGUGUCUUUUGUAAACGAGGCCGCGGCCCUGGUCCCUGCUCCAGUAAUUGGACAGCCCCAUUCAUUUAGAAACAAUGGGACGACAAGUACACUGAGGCUCUGCUGCCGAACAAGCUGCUCACUGACCUUCUCCUAACUGCUCCCAGGGUUGUUCUCUGGGCUGAGAUGAGAUGAGAUGGACAUCCUGGGAGCACUGGAAUCACUGCCCCCUGAUUGGUGGACAGACGCCAGGUUACCAGGGUAACAAACCCACUUGUUCUGGACAAUUCAAAUUCAGGUAACUUCCUUCUGCUGUGUGCUUAAAAACAAAAUAUCAAAUAAAAUGUUGUGAUCAUUAUUACACCCAUACUUGCUGUGUCUGAAU
This is a messenger RNA of Platichthys flesus (European flounder), 5093 nucleotides long. RefSeq names its product G protein-coupled receptor 37a (gene gpr37a). The transcript has 2 exons. The coding region runs from base 410 to 2191 and encodes 593 amino acids. Gene Ontology annotation, molecular function: prosaposin receptor activity; G protein-coupled peptide receptor activity. Gene Ontology annotation, cellular component: signaling receptor complex; plasma membrane. NCBI's taxonomy places the organism in Eukaryota, Metazoa, Chordata, Actinopteri, Pleuronectiformes, Pleuronectidae. Gene Ontology annotation, biological process: positive regulation of MAPK cascade; adenylate cyclase-inhibiting G protein-coupled receptor signaling pathway. The record is from RefSeq and is a predicted model, not a curated record.